Messenger RNA from Pieris rapae (cabbage white), 3755 nucleotides. RefSeq lists its product as uncharacterized. NCBI's taxonomy places the organism in Eukaryota, Metazoa, Arthropoda, Insecta, Lepidoptera, Pieridae. The transcript has 17 exons. Bases 161 to 3259 code for a protein of 1032 amino acids. The record is from RefSeq and is a predicted model, not a curated record. Gene Ontology annotation, molecular function: UDP-glycosyltransferase activity.
AUAAAAUAAAUUACAGUCUUACUUUGAGGUUCAUACAGUUCACUGAUCACAAAAUUAACAUAAUUAUAAUUAAAUUGUUGUACGCGUAUGAAAUUCAAUUCAUAAAAUAAAAAUAAAGUUUUCAUAGUUCUUAAUAAUUUAGAAAUUCAUCGAUAUUUUGAUGGCUUGGUUGAUUUGGUUUACGGGAUUAGCCGUUUUGUGUGCAGUUCAGCCAUAUAAAAUCUUAGUACCCGUUCUCUUACCCGGAAAAAGUCAUGGUAUCUUGGGUGAAGGAUUGGUCAGACACUUACUUAAUGGAGGUCAUGAGGUAACAUACAUCACUCCAUAUCCACCAAAGCCGCAGAAAAAUUUGACAGUCAUCGAUGUUAGCGAAAACAUAAAAGGCAUAACUGGUGUGUGCAAUGUCAAAAAAAUGAUGGACGGUGAAACAGAACUUCAAUCUCUGUACAUACUCAUGGAUAUAAUGGUCGAAAUAGACAGACUCACAUACAAAAGUGAUGUGAUGCAAAAGUUUCUUAGUGAUCAUACCCAGAAAUUCGACCUUAUUAUAGCAGAGUGGCUCUUCAUAGACUUAAACGCUGGAAUCUCGGCGGUAUACGAUUGUCCAUUAAUUUGGUUAUCGUCUUUAGAACCCCAUUGGAUGGCUUUGAGACUUAUUGACGAAAUGCCGAAUCCUGCCUAUGUCUCCCAUUUAUCAUCAAAUAAUGCUCCGCCUUUAAGCUUUUGGCAACGACUUGAGGAGCUAGGAAAUCAAAUCUACGGAUCUUGGUUGCAUUACUUUUAUAUGGCACCAAGAGAAAAUAAAUUAUACGAGCAAUACAUUGUUCCCCACGUAAAAAGCCGAAACAAGCCUGUACCGAGUCUAAAUGAAUUGCGUUACAACGCAUCCUUGAUGUUCGGAAAUUCCCAUGUCUCCCUCGGCGAGGCAACGAGACUGCCUCAGAACUAUAUACCUGUCGGUGGAUAUCAUAUUGAAACGGAUGUCAAGCCAUUACCAGAGGACUUAAAAAAACUUAUGGACAAUGCGGAACACGGUGUGAUCUAUUUUAGCUUGGGAUCCCAUUUAAGAAGUGAAGAACUUCCCGAGGCUGUAACGAGAGAACUUCUUCAAAUGUUUGGUGAAUUGAAGCAGACUGUAAUAUGGAAGUUUGAGACAGACUUACCAAAUAAGCCUAAAAACGUACACGUUGUACACUGGGCGCCGCAGCAAAGUAUUCUUGCUCAUCCAAAAACCCUCUUCUUUAUCUCUCACGGGGGUCUAUUAUCGACAACUGAGUCAGUUCAUUUUGGAGUCCCAAUAAUAACAAUCCCAGUUAUGGUCGAUCAGUUUGCGAAUGCUGAGAGAGUGGUUAGAAAGGGUAUUGCUAUUAAAGUGAACCUUUCUUAUACAAUGGUGAAGGAUAUUCGAAAUGCUAUAAAGACAAUGCUUGCUGAUCCUACAUACACAAAGACAGCAAAAUCACUAUCAUUCAUCUAUCACCAUAGACCUUUAUCGCCUGGUGAAGAAAUCCGCCAUUGGGUAGAUCAUGUGGUGAAGACUAAUGGCGCUAUGCAUUUGAGAUCUCCGGCACUUCACGUUACCUGGUACCAAAAGUUGUACAUCGACCUACUUGCUGUUAUCCUCGUACCUCUGAUGGUUUUGAUAUAUUUGGCUAAGAAAUAUACAGUAGUAGAUAAAAAUAAUAGUAAAACAAAUAAAAAGUAUACAAUGGAAUUGUGGACAGUGUGCUUAUUAGCAGCAAUCUUGACGAUCACCAACAUUGAAGCUUAUAAAAUUUUAGUCGUUAUAACGUUACCAGGGAAGAGCCAUGGAAUUCUAGGUGAUGGUCUUACACGACAUCUACUAAAAGCAGGCCAUGAGGUAACAUUUAUAACACCUUAUCCACCAAAGCCACAGAAUAAUCUAACGGUCAUUGAUGUUAGUGAUAACAGUAAAGUUCUUACUGGUGGAGUGUUGAAUAUUCAUAACAUGAUGAAGAAAGAUGUUGAUCUCCAAUCUACAUACAUGUUGAUGGAUAUUUGUAUCGACAUUGGUAAGGCUAACUUAAUGAAUCCUGCUGUCCAGAAAUUGCUGAGUGAUCCGAGUCAAAAAUUUGACCUCAUUAUAACUGAAUGGCUAUACCAGGAACUUUAUGCAGGUUUUGCCGCAGUCUUUGAUUGUCCUUACAUAUGGUUCUCGUCCUUCGAGCCUCAUUGGAUGGUUUUGAGACUGAUUGAUGAAAUGCCGAAUCCCGCUUACGUGUCAGAUAGCUCAUCGAAUAAUGCUCCACCCUUAUCAUUCAAAGAGAGAAUAGAAGAACUUAUUAACCAAUUACACGGACUUUGGUUAUUUUAUUUAUAUAUUGCACCAAGAGAAAACCAGUAUUAUGAGACCUAUUUGGUACCUCAUAUUCGUAACAAAAGUAAAGAAGUGCCGUCUCUCAAUGAGUUGAAACUAAAUGCAUCACUAAUGUUGGGCAAUUCUCAUGUCUCCCUCGGCAGUGCUACUAGGUUGCCACAGAAUUAUAUACCGAUUGGAGGAUAUCAUAUAGAAAAUGAUGUGAAGCCACUACCUCAAGAUCUACAAAUGGUAAUGGAUAGUGCAGGCCAUGGUGUGAUAUACUUUAGCAUGGGAUCAAAUUUAAGAAGUGAGGACUUUCCUGAAUCUGUGACAAAAGGUAUUCUGAAAGUGUUCGGUGGACUCAAACAGACUGUCAUAUGGAAGUUUGAGAAAGAUUUACCUAAUCGACCAAAGAAUGUUCAUAUCGUACACUGGGCGCCACAGCAAAGUAUUCUGGCGCAUCCCAAAAUGUUGUUCUUCAUUUCUCAUGGUGGUCUUCUAUCAACGACGGAAGCAGUCCACUUUGCAGUUCCUAUGAUCUGUAUACCUGCUAUGGUGGACCAAUUUGCCAAUGUGAAUAGAGCUGUAAGGAAGGGAUUCGCAAUUAAAGUAGACCUUUCGUUUACUAUGGAUAAAGAUUUGGAAAUUGCCAUUCAUACAAUGCUAAGUAACCCCAAAUAUACAGUAAAAGCCAAAGAACUGUCAUUUGUGUACCAUCAUAGACCUUUACUGCCUGGUGAUGAGAUCCUGCAUUGGGUGGAUCACGUAGUGAAGACGAAUGGUGCAAUACAUUUGAGAUCACCUGCUCUAGACAUGCCCUGGUAUAAGAAGUUAUACCUCGACUUACUUGCUGUUAUCCUGGUAUUUUUUUCAGCAAUCAUAUUUAUAACAAAAAAAGUUUUAUCUUUAAAUAAAAACAAGAAAACUAAAACAAAUUAAAUAAUGACAACUGCAAUACAUCAUUUGGAAUCUGUUUAGUCUGUUUAACUCUAAAGUUUUAAUUUAAAGUCAGAGCCUCUUAAACUUUCAAAAGCACACUCAGUGUUGAGAUCAGAAUCGCUGUCAGCCUUGCUACUGGAAGUUACAGAGCAAGGGUACAGAGAACAUCGGAAAAGCUAAUAUGUAGCAAAUUUAUGAAUACUUAAAUUUUUAAAUAAGUUAGUAAGAUGAAGUAUAAUUCAACUAAAAAUGGAAAUCAUACGGUGGUAAAAUCAUUUCCAGCAUAGGUUAUUUUUGUAUUGCUUUUAUAGCGUGGGCAACUACCUAGAUCAUAAGUUUGAAAUUAACGCGGGGAACAUCACUUCAAAUGUUAUUAAGUACUAAGUACUAUAAAUGAUUGGCCCAAGGCAUAGCUUAAAUGGGAAUAGUAUUAAAAAUCAUUGUAUUUUGUAUUUAAGAACGAAUAUCAACAAUGUAAUGUAAUAAAUAAAUAAAU